Odontomachus brunneus is the source of this 1792-nucleotide messenger RNA. Its product is annotated as DNA polymerase beta-like. Gene Ontology annotation, cellular component: nucleus. NCBI's taxonomy places the organism in Eukaryota, Metazoa, Arthropoda, Insecta, Hymenoptera, Formicidae. Gene Ontology annotation, molecular function: DNA binding; DNA-directed DNA polymerase activity. The record is from RefSeq and is a predicted model, not a curated record. Gene Ontology annotation, biological process: double-strand break repair via nonhomologous end joining.
CAGCCAUAUUCUUACAGCUAUUGUAGAAUGGCCUUUACGGAAAAGAGAACGAAACCGCACGGAUCCCAUUUAAUUACUAGUUACUUUUCCGCAUUUACGCGUUUCCGUACGCUCAUGUAAUCGCACUCUUAUUGUAAAAAUCCAUGCAACAAAAACUGCGGAACGCUUGUGAUUGGUUCCGCUCUCGUUCUGCGCUCCGCUAUUUCUCUGCAUGAGUGUGCACCCUGAGAACACGCGGGUAACAUUUCAAGCGCAUCUAUUUUUGAAAAUAAUCGACUGUGAAUUUGCUUGCUGCUUAUGACUAAUAGUUUAUUGUAGAGGGUUCUUCACAACUUAUUGUACAUGGUCCUUGUAAAUUUAAUAAAUUGACUCAAUAUAAAGCGAAUCAAUAUAGCCGUGUAAUCAAUUUCUAUUCGUUGUACGUUGAUUUACAAUCGAAGAAAGGUAUUAUAUUAUACACACACUCUUCUAAUCAGGCACCACACUUGCAACAUAUGCAAAAUGCCACAUGUGCCAAGUGACGCACGCACUUGUGCGUUGUUUUACAAAUAUGUUUAUUGAUGUUUACGUACUAUUUAACAAUGAGAUACGAGUAUCUUGUGUGUGAAACUGAUCUAUGGGCGAUCGAUCGAGCGUACGACGAGUUGCCCGGGACUGUCCAGGAUAGCGAUAGAUAUGACAAUAUAAGGUGCUCUGCAUCGAAGCAACGUCAAAAGCUUUAUUUACACAACAAUAUUGCUAGAUACGAAAUCGAAAACGAAUCGAUCAUUGUCUUCAAAUUUCUGUCGAUUUUUAACUUUGCACAUGCACAAUGGUUGAGAAGAAGGUACAUAUCCCGCUGAAUCACCCGAAUCGGGAUAUUUGCGAGUUUUGUUAUGGUGCAGCUCAGGUAUUAAGUAACUUACCAGAAAGGGUUAAAAUUGGACAAGUAAAGACAUUAUAUGGGAUAGGAAAGAAAAUAGGGGACAAGAAAGAAAAGUUUCUUCAGACAGGAAAGUAUAAAGGAUUAGAAAUGAAUAAUCAGAAGAAAAAAUAUAUUAUCAGAAUGUUAAUAAAGAUACCUGGCAUAGGUCUUAAAAAGGCAAAAGAUUUAGCAGAUGAUAUCAAGACACUGGAAGACCUCAAGAAGCACCAAGACAAAUUCUCAGCUCGCCAGAGAUUAGAAUUGAAGUACUUUGAAGAUUUUAACAAGAAAAUGCCUAGAGAAGAGGUCAUGAAGAUAGAGCAAUUGUUGACAGAUCUCAAUGAAUUAAACUAUGAAUAUCUUGUAACUAUUUGUGGAAACUACAGACGUGGCUUGGAUGAGACCAUUAUCACUGCUAUUGUUACACAUCCCGAUUAUAUAUCAAAAGUGCCAACAAGGAACAAAAACAUAUCCAUGAAAGUGAUUGUUAAAUGGCUCAAAGGUCGAGAUUUGGUCGCAGAUACGAUAUCCCUUGGAUCUAAAAAUUUUGUGGGUGCAUGUCGAUUACCAACAUGUAUGAAAGAACGUUUCGGAAGACUGAGUAUACAUUUUGUAUUUUACGAUCAGUAUUAUUGCGCCAUACUUUAUUAUACGGGAAAUGAAAUGUUCAACAAAACUAUUAAAAGAUACGCGUUACAGCAAAAAUACGCCCUCAGUAAAUAUAUGUUAAAAUCCAAAGGUGCGUCAGGUAAAACCGAAAAUAUCACGUGCGAGGAAGAUAUCUUUAAUAUCUUGGGCUUGUCAUAUGAGCUUCCGGGAUGCAGAAAUUCGUAAAUGGUAAAAUGGUGUAAUAUUAUUGGCUAUGUUGGUAUGAGUACGCUAUUGAAU